AUGAAAAUCUCUGCUGCAACUGUUGUUGCAGCUGCUGUCAAUGUUCUCUUGGUUGUUGGAACCAACGCUGAGCUUCUUCGCCGUCGCACAAGCCAAGUCUGUUCUACCCAGCAAGCUUUGGAGUUUGAUUGUGAUAUUAUGGACGAUGUAGUGGGAGUGUAUGUGUGCCGUGCAGGGGGCACAACCUGUGUCAAUCCAAGUGCAACCCUUUCAACUGAUACCUGUGGUUGCUGCACCGGUGACAACCGUCCUGACUGCAUUGAUGACGGUGAUUUUGGAGGGAUGGGACAAGGUGCCAACGGAGAAUUGUCCACUGUCGCGAACGUAACAACAAUGGGAAAUACCGUUACCACUGGAACUACCUUCACCGCUCCUGGAACAGUCAAUGAAGUAUCUCGUGGCACUGGCGGCGCUUGUGCUGCUUUCCUACUAGAAUUUGAUUGCGAUAUUGCCGACGAUGUGGUUGGAGUCUUUGUGUGUCGUGACGGUCAAACCACAUGUGUGCUGGCUGCCGACGCCAUGUCCUCGGAUACCUGCGGGUGCUGCCCCGGAGACUCCAGAGCGGGUUGCGAAGAAGACGGUGAUGCUUGGACUGGAGGAGAUGACAAUGCUGUGGAUGACGAUCCUCUCGAAAUUGAAGGAGUGAACGAUGAUGUCUAA
This is a messenger RNA of Seminavis robusta, 660 nucleotides long. NCBI's taxonomy places the organism in Eukaryota, Bacillariophyta, Bacillariophyceae, Naviculales, Naviculaceae. The record is from the annotation of a GenBank genome assembly.